This is a messenger RNA of Medicago truncatula (barrel medic), 2241 nucleotides long. RefSeq names its product CBS domain-containing protein CBSCBSPB1. The record is from RefSeq and is a predicted model, not a curated record. The transcript has 14 exons. The coding region runs from base 306 to 1892 and encodes 528 amino acids. Lineage: Eukaryota; Viridiplantae; Streptophyta; Magnoliopsida; Fabales; Fabaceae. Gene Ontology annotation, molecular function: protein binding.
GGAGAUGGAGGUAACCUAUUUGACAAAUUGACAGUAACACAUACGAAAAAUUCCAUUUCCAUCAAAAAAGGAAUUGCUGAUGUGCACGGCUUCUAUUGGACUAUUUCCAAAAGCGUUGAAAUUCUCAUCUUCUUCUUCAUUUCUUCACCACGCUACGUUUCUGUCCAGGGUUCCUUCGCUUCUUCCUUCUCUCUCCGUUUUCCCUCUUUCCCGCUCGCCGGUCGUCGGUGACCGGAAUCCUAUUUUCCGAUCAAAUUGAAUUUGAGAAGUCGUAGGUAGGUUGUUCGAGUAGAGUAGAAUUGAAGAUGGCGAGUCGAAGGAGUGUUUCGUCUCCUAGAAGAGCCUCUGAGUCUGCUGUCGGAAGAGGAGGACCUCGUAAAUCAAUUUCCUUAGCACGCCCUAUGGGAUUAACAGGAGAGCGGACAGUGAAGUCAUUGCGACUUUCGAAAGCCCUGACAGUACCUGAAACAACAACUGUAUAUGAAGCCUGUCGUCGGAUGGCUGCCCGUAGGGUGGAUGCUCUAUUACUCACCGAUUCUAAUGGGUUGCUUUGUGGAAUCCUCACAGACAAGGAUAUAGCAACAAAAGUUGUUGCCGAAGAGAUUAAUCCUGAAGACACGCCUGUUUCCAAGGUUAUGACAAGAAAUCCGGUAUUUGUCCUUUCUGAAACUCUUGCUGUGGAAGCCCUCCAAAAGAUGGUGCAAGGGAAAUUUAGGCAUCUACCUGUGGUGGAGAAUGGAGAAGUUUUGGCUUUACUCGACAUAGCAAAGUGUUUGCACGAUGCCACUGCACGUAUGGAAAGGGCCGCAGAGAAAGGAAAAGCAAUUGCAGCAGCUGUUGAAGGAGUUGAAAAACACUGGGGAUCUUCUAAUUCUGAUUCUAAUUCAUCAUUUGUUGAGGCCCUUCGGGAAAAGAUAUUCAAACCAUCACUGUCCACGAUCAUUCACGAGAAUUCAAAGAUGGUAACAGUUGCACCAACAGACUCGAUUUUGAAAACAACAAAGAAGAUGGUUGAACUUCAUGCAGGUUGUGCUGUUGUCACUGUUGAUGGCAAACCUCGAGGCAUCGUUACUUCAAGGGAUAUCUUGAUGCGGGUAAUUGCACAAAAUCUUCCACCAGCAUCAACUCAUGUUGAGAAGGUCAUGACUCCAAAUCCAGAAUGUGUAAUAAUUGAUACACCAAUUGUCGAUGCACUUCAUACUAUGCAUGAUGGAAAAUUUUUACAUCUUCCGGUGGUUGAUAGAGAUGGCAUUGUAGUUGCUGUGGUCGACGUGAUACAUGUGACUCAUGCUGCUGUGGCUACUGUUAGUCAGGUCGGAAACAACGAAGCUUCCACCACCUUGAUGCAAAGGUUUUGGGAUUCAGCCAUGGCCUUGCCUCCAAAUGAUGAUGACGAUGAAACAAGAAGUGAGAGUUCCUUCAAAAUAGGUUCUGAUGGAGGAGAAACAGGGAGAUCCAUUCCUUAUAUUUCUGCUAGCAUGCCCAAUACAUUUUCCUUCAAAGUACAAGAUAAAAAGGGCAGAAUGCAUAGAUUCACAUGUGAUACCCGGAGCAUGACGGAGGUUAUAAGUUCAAUCCUUCAAAGACUUGGUACUGAUAUUGACCCUAACAAUCUGCCUCAUAUUCUGUAUGAAGAUGAAGAUCAUGAUAAAGUUGUAUUAGCUUCAGACAGUGAUCUUGCCGCAGCUGUAGACCAUGCAAGGACCGUUGGUUUGAAGGGAUUGAAAUUGUAUUUAGACUAUGAGGGAACACGUGGUCACAGGAAAGGUUCACGUUCGGGAAGUUUAGAGAAUGCGUAUUCAGAUGCAUGGGCCUCAGCAUAUAGUGGUGUUGCUGCCGGAGCUGCUCUUGUCGCUGGCUUAGGCCUUUUAACAUAUUUGAAGCGAGUUUGAUCGAAGGAAGAAACAAGCUUUUUGUUGAUAUAUAAAGGCCAAUCUAAAGCAAACUGGAACUUUGUAUGGUGCAGACUGCACCUGACAUAUUCAUAUUCUGGAAUUUUGUACAACUACAUUCUUUUCUAUAUGAGAUAAAGGUUAAAAUAUUUUUUUUCAUGUUGGUCAUUGCACUUUAUGAAAAUUGGGAUGUGUCUUCCCUUGCUGCUUGUAUACUUGUAAUUUUAGGGUUUUGUAUCACUUAUUUGUCGAGGUUGUGUACAAGAAUAAACGACAUUAACGAAAGUUUAUGUCCAUUUUUUCUCACAUUGAGUUUAUAAAACCACUUGAUUAGGAUUGGAUUUACUGA